UAAUGCUUAACAUGGUUAAAACAUAUAAAUAAAUGAACAAACCUGAUGAUAAACAAAAUGUUAAAAAAUAUAGCAAUAUACAAUAUCCAGAAUGCAAUUUAGGAGGAAAUCAUAGUGGAGAAAUAUUGAGUUUAAUAUGUUUAGAGAAAGAGUGUUAAUAAAAUUAAAUAUUAUGUUGUUGUAUUUGUUAAGAGGAACUUCAUAAAGGACAUUAAUUAAAACCACUAAAACUUCUUUUAUGUGAAUAUGAUUAAAAAUAAAAGUAAUGUAAUUUCAAAAUAUUUAGAGAAUUUUAAAGUAUCACCUUAAAAUAAAGUGAAAAAGAUCUUCUUGUAAAUAAGAUUAAUGAAUAAGAAAUUAAAUCUUUAGAAUAAACUCAAGAUCUCUAGUAGUAAAUUGUUUAAAAAUUGAAUAAAAUUUAAGAUCAUUAAAAAUAAUUUUUUGAAAAUUUACGAAAAUUAGUGAAAUUAAGAGAAAUAGAUGAUGGAAAUACAAGUAAAUUAAAAAUAAUGAUAUUUUAAAGCUUUGGUAAUUGAAAAUAUUAUGAAUAAUUAAAAGAAUAGUUAAUAAUUUAGAAAAUUUGUAAAAGAGCUAUUAGAUGCAUUAAUAAUUUAAGAUUUACCAGAUUAAGAUCUAGGUUAUGAGGAAUUAAAUAAAGCAUUUGAUUUCCAUAUUUAAGAUUAAAGUGAUCAUAUAAAGUAACUAGAGAAAUAUAUGUUUACUGGUGUAUAAUAAUAGAUAGAAUUUCUAAUAUAAAAGACAUCAAAAUCUGUAUUCUAAUAGUCCUAUAAUUUUUAAUUUUUGCCUAAUAAUAAACAUCCAUAGGUAGAAAUAAUUGAAUAAAAAAUUGUUAAAGGUAUAUUGAUUAUAAAUAUAUAUAUUUUAAGCAAGUAAUUCUACUCAUGGUUACAAAUUUGCUGUUAUGAAUCCAAGCUUGGAUAAAAAUUAGGUUACAGUGUUUGGAUUCAAAUUGAAUGUAUAUAUAAUUUAAAUAAAAAGAAUGUUCAUACAAGUAAUUGGUUGGCUGUUGGAGCUUGUCAUUUAUCAAUUGUUUAGAGUAAAUAAUUUGGAUUUGCAUUUCAAUCAUUAGGACAUGGAGGAUAUUUAGUAUCAUCUAAUGGUGGUGCUUGGUCAAGUACAACUGCAAAUUAAAAUAAUGUUGUUAAGUGUUUCAAGUUUGGUAAAGGUGAUGUUGUAGUUUGUACUUAUGAUCCUAAAAAUGAAAUAAUGAUUUUUACAAAAUAGAAAGUAAAUUUUUUAUUUAUUUAUUUAUUUAGACUAAAACAACAUUCAAAUUAGAUAUACCAAAAUCAGAUAAUGAUCUAUUUCCUUGUGUUCUAUUUUAUUACGCCUUAGAUGAAGUUGAAUUCAUAUCAUCUGAUGCAAUAAAUAAAUUAUGA
Paramecium pentaurelia is the source of this 1400-nucleotide messenger RNA. NCBI's taxonomy places the organism in Eukaryota, Ciliophora, Oligohymenophorea, Peniculida, Parameciidae. The record is from the annotation of a GenBank genome assembly.